AUGAACGGCUACUGGCAAAUGGGGAAGCUGGGCAUGGAGUCUGGAUUCGAUGAGGGGGGCAGUGGGGAGCCACGGCUGCUGGCGGGAGGGGCGGGGAGCUUUCAGAGCAUGCGCGAACGCAGGCCGGCGAGGGGCUUCUCGGAGCAUGCGCGACUGCGCCGGCGCUCCAGCCCCGCCCCGCCGGGGCCGCGCUACCGGAAGUGCAGUCGGACCUGCCUGACCCCGGGCACCCUGGAGCCGCCGGCCUCUGUCGCCGAGGCGGUGUCGUCCCUGACCAUCGCCGACGCGUUCGUCGCGGCCGGCGAGAGCCUAGCCCCGCCGCCCCCGGCGCCCCCUCAGAGGUUCAUCUGCUCCUUCCCCGACUGCAGCGCCAAUUACAACAAGGCCUGGAAACUAGACGCGCACCUGUGCAAGCACACGGGGGAGAGACCGUUUGUUUGUGACCAUGACGGGUGCAACAAGGCCUUCGUCAGGGACUGGCACCUCAGCCGCCACGCCCUGGUUCACACCGGAGAAAAGCCCUUUGUUUGUACAGCUAGUGGCUGUGAUCAGAAGUUCAACACAAAAUCAAACUUGAAGAAACAUUUUGAACGCAAACAUGAAAACCAGCAAAAACAAUAUGUAUGCAGUUUUGAAGGUUGUAAGAAGACCUUUAAGAAGCAUCAGCAGCUGAAAAUCCAUCAGUGCCAGCACACCAACGAACCGCCGUUCAAGUGUACCCGUGAAGGAUGUGGAAAACACUUUGCUUCCCCCAGCAGUCUGAAGCGCCACGGGAAGGUCCACGAGGGCUAUAUGUGUCAAAAAGAAUGUUCUUUUGUGGCAAAAACAUGGACAGAGCUUCUGAAACAUGUGAGAGAAGCCCAUAAAGAGGACAUAACAUGUGACGUGUGCCAGAAGACGUUUAAGCGCAAGGAUUUCCUGAAGCAGCAUAUGAGAAUUCACGCCCCAGAGAGGGACAUGUGUCGGUGCCCCAGGGACGGCUGCGGCCGCACCUACACCACCGUGUUCAACCUCCAGAGCCACAUCCUCUCGUUCCACGAGGAGCGGCGCCCGUUCGUGUGUGGGCACGCCAGCUGCGGCAAGACAUUUGCCAUGAAGCAGAGCCUCAGCAGGCAUGCCGUUGUGCAUGACCCUGACAAGAAAAAAAUGAAGCUCAAAGUGAGACCGUCUCGUGAAAAACGGAGUCUGGCCUCUCGGCUCAGUGGGUACAUGCCUCCUAAAAGGACACAGGACCAGGGUGUGUCUUUGCCCAGAAACAGGGAGACUGAAUUGCCUUCUGAACUGCACUAAAGGCAAGGUGCCCUCCGCCGUGGCGAUGCUGGCCCCAGGUACACACCAGACUGCUUUGUUUGAAGGACCGCAGACCAGUCAGCUCAGUUACUUUCUCUCAGAAGCACGUUUUUAUUAAAAUCACUGGUGCAGAGCAUUGGAUGCUCCGUCGUUUCCAUUUCCUCUCUUCAGAGCGUCUCCUCUCUGGGUCCCCAGAGCUGAUCUGCACUCAUUCUCUUCCUUUUGGCUCAAGGGACGAAGCACACACAUCACAGCCUUUCCCCCUCUGAUGAGCUGUGGCCUGGAUGAGAAGGUAGCUAUUCCAGGC
This is a messenger RNA of Mesoplodon densirostris (Blainville's beaked whale), 1597 nucleotides long. RefSeq names its product general transcription factor IIIA (gene GTF3A). The coding region runs from base 1 to 1290 and encodes 429 amino acids. The transcript has 11 exons. The record is from RefSeq and is a predicted model, not a curated record. Lineage: Eukaryota; Metazoa; Chordata; Mammalia; Artiodactyla; Ziphiidae. Gene Ontology annotation, cellular component: nucleus.